Messenger RNA from Aspergillus chevalieri, 2646 nucleotides. RefSeq lists its product as uncharacterized. Lineage: Eukaryota; Fungi; Ascomycota; Eurotiomycetes; Eurotiales; Aspergillaceae. Bases 1 to 2646 code for a protein of 881 amino acids. Gene Ontology annotation, biological process: nitrate assimilation; negative regulation of transcription by RNA polymerase II; positive regulation of transcription by RNA polymerase II. The transcript is spliced from 2 exons. Gene Ontology annotation, cellular component: nucleus. Gene Ontology annotation, molecular function: zinc ion binding; RNA polymerase II cis-regulatory region sequence-specific DNA binding; DNA-binding transcription factor activity, RNA polymerase II-specific. The record is from RefSeq and is a predicted model, not a curated record.
AUGUCUGGCAUGGACCAUGGCGGAGGACAUGGGGAGUUGCGACCGAAUCAAUCCGCCGGCUUGGCCUUGGGGCUAGAUACCUCCGACGCUGACCGUUUCUCGACUUCCUCCACCAACUUCCACGAUGAUUUCCCUUAUGGCCUUCCUCCCUUCAGUCCCCGAGACUCUUCCCACCAUGGCGAUUUACUCAAAGACUCCCUCUUUCCCGAAUGGGGGCGUGGCACCACUCGCCCUGAACCGGAGUGCCCCGACGAGAUGCAGAAGAAGGACCCACUAGCCACUCAGAUUUGGAGGUUGUAUUCGAGAACAAAAGCCCAACUGCCCAACCAAGAGCGCAUGGAGAAUUUGACCUGGCGGAUGAUGGCCAUGAGUCUCAAACGCAAGGAGCGGGAACGCCUCCAAUCUACUGGCAGUGGCAUCGCCCAACUGCGCCAUUCCAACCGAACCUCCACCGCUCCUAGCACAUCAGCCACGACUACCACCACCGCUCCUACCGAGGACACGUCCGAUCCCAUGAAUAUCGAUGACUUCAUUGUUCCCUUCGAGUCCCCUGCCGAACCCUCGUUAUCACCUGCCGGUGACAAAUCUAGUGCCAUCCCUAUCAAGCACCGCAGCCAUCCUGACCCCGAGGAGCCCGUCCCCGCCUCGUUUCCCCACCCGCCCCAGGAGCAGCGCAGGAACAAUGAGUUUGGCUACGUCCAGCGUCGGGUGCGGAAAACCAGCAUCGAUGACCGUCAAUUCUUGGCCAGUUUCCAGGUUCCCACUCGCAAGCGACCGGCCGAGUCCUCUCCAUUGGUGCCGCCCAUUUCGAAUAGCAUGCUGGCCCACGAUCCCGAUCUCUCGUCCGGCGUCCCCGAUUAUUCCUUGGAUGCGUCGUCGUCGGCAUUUGGCCUUCACCACCCCAACAAUGGUAACCGUCAGAACAACAACCACAGCAACCACAGCAACAAUCACAACCCCCAUACGUCUCUUCCAUUUGGUCUGGAUACUUUUGGCUUGGACGAUCCGAUCUUGAACUCUGCCGGUCCAUAUCAGUCUCAUUUCACCUUCUCUCCCAACGACUCGGGUAACCCCUUUGCCAACCUCUACGCUCACACCCCCAUGGCCUCCUCGCUCAACUCGACCGAACUCUUCUCUCCACCCCCGUCCGGGUAUCAGUCGACCGUGUCCACUCCGCAGGCCUUGUAUGAAAACGAGCAGUCGAUGUAUUUCGACUUGCCCACCGCCGAUUCCCGCACGCAGCGUCGUGUCCCCAACUACCUCGCCCAACGAUCGUCGAACCUGUCCGCCUCGCUGCAUCCCCGGUACAUGUAUAACAAUGGGAACCGCGAUUCCCGGCAGCAGCAGCAGCAUAGCAUGGGUCAGGUUGGUGGAUUGUCUUCAGGGCUCCGGGCCCAGCAACAUAUCAACCCUUCGCACGUGCUGGGGACAACGGACUAUCCUUCCAACACCAACAACGCCCAUUCAGGGAUGUUCUCCUUUGGCGGGGAAUCGGACAAUGAGGACGAUGCACACACUUUCUCCGAGCACGGCGGGUUGGCCAUGCCGGCUGACUCGAUGGACGAGCAGGAUGAAGAUGACGACGGCGACUCGGCUAUGAACUGGGAGGCACAGAUCCCAGACUCCUUCCACUCGCUGCCCGGGUUUGGUCAGCACCGCAGGCAUGUCACGAUUGGAUCGCCCGACAUGAUGGACUCGAACGACUGGAACAACCACGCCGGCAGUCUGAACCGCACACAUGGAUCUGCGGCGUCGGUCAGUGAGGUGCGGAACCGUGAGCAGGAUCCCCGACGUCAGAAGAUUGCCCGUACGGCAUCGACCCCCAACGCGACUCAGCUGUUGCGCCAGACUAUGCAGAACAACAACACGCAGCAGCCCUCUCCCAACACGCCGCCCGAGUCGGGUCUCAACAGCGCUGCCCCAUCGCGACCGGCAAGCCCGAAGAAUGGCGAGCAGGGCAGCACUGGCCCUACGACGUGUACCAACUGCUUUACUCAGACGACUCCUUUGUGGCGGCGUAAUCCAGAGGGCCAGCCUCUCUGCAAUGCCUGUGGUUUGUUCCUGAAGCUGCACGGUGUGGUCCGACCCUUGUCUCUCAAGACGGAUGUUAUCAAGAAGCGCAACCGCAGCAGCGCCAACACUCUGGCGGUGGGCGCCUCGCGCUCGAAGAAGUCUUCGCGCAAGAAUUCGGUGCAGCAGGUGUCUAUGGCAGCAGCAGCAGCCGCCGCCACCGCGAGUCGUCCGCAGACAGCCACGACUACUUCGGAGUCUCCCCCGGCCAUCCAGGGCAGCAGCAAUAACGCUGCAGCUCCAAGUCGGAGUGCCAACACGAUGACCAAAUCCGGCGUUGUGCCCAUUGCGGCUGCACCACCAAAGGCAGCAUCGGCCUCGACCUCGACCUCGGGAUCAGGCAUUGGACAAGCACGCGGCACCGUGCAAGUAGCACCGAAGCGUCAACGACGGCUGGAAAAGGCCACUGACGCGGAAGCCACGGAAGAUAGCAACAAGUCCGCCGCCGCGAAUCGGUCCAAGGUGGUGCCGUUGGCCCCUGCUAUGCCACCGGCAGCAGCCAACCCGGCCAACCACAGCAUUGCUGGUGGACAGGGCGCGAGUCAAGAAUGGGAGUGGUUGACCAUGAGUCUGUAA